AUGGAGUCGGAGGCGGCGGCGCGGACGCUGCCCAGCGCCGGGCGCCUCUCGCGGGGGCCGCUCUUCGGGCGGGCGCGCGGCCGCUUCACGCUCGGCUCCGGCGGGGCGCAGCCGCCGCCAUCACAGGAGGAGGCCGAUCCCCAGAGGGCCGCGUCGYUGCUGCGCAAGCAGUGGAGCCUCUACAGCGUGACGCCCCUGUACAGGUUCUCGGGCGCCCGCCUGAAGGAGUACGCGCGGCUGCUGGGCGCCUUCAUCGCCGCCGAGAAGCAGAAGGGCCUGGCCGUGGGCGAGGGGGUGGACCUGGGCGUCCAGGYGACCUUCUCCAGCCUCCCCGAGCUGCGCGGCGGCCACCGGGACCAGCCCGCCGUGCUCGUGCAGCUUUCUUCAAGAUCAGUUUCCCCCAAAAGCUCCGACGAGAAGCUCGUGUGGUCAGGCUGCUUCUGCUGCGUGGCUGGAGAGGACUUUUCGGAGAACGUGCCCGAGGACUUCACCUGCUUGCCGCUGUUUCUCGCUAACGGUGCUGAGAGCUACCUGGCCAUGGUCGGGAGCUGGUUUCAGAAGACUUUUGACUGCCACUUCUGCCGGCUAUCCAUCAGCCCUCUCAACCUCAGCUGGAUGGCAGCCAUGUGGACUGGAUGCGGCGUGGAAAAAAACGCAUGUGCCACAGAACUCCUUUUCUCUGUUCCCUGCCUUCCCCAGCCUCUGGAUAUAUCCUAUGCCAUCCACCCAGAAGAUGCAAAGGCUCUGUGGGACACAGUUCAGAAAACCCCAGGAGAGAUCACUCAAGAAGAGGUCAGCCUGUACAUGGACUGCCUCUACUCUCACUUCCACAGACACUUCAAGAUCCACUUGUCAGCUACAAAACUGGUCAAAGUUUCCACAGCGAUUGCCUCCGCACACUGUAACGGGACUAUAAAGUUUCUACAAAGCAAAUACCUACCUGGAGUGCUGAAGCUCCUGACAGAACUAGCAAUCUCCCAGAUACAGUGAGACUUGUUUCUGCUCAUCUUCAUUCCCCCAAAGGUUUGCCUGCUGCAAGACUAAAGCUGAGAAUCCCACUGGAAACUUGCUCCUGCAGAACUUUCCUUUCUUGAACUCCUGUAUUCAAAACUGUAACUAGCAGUAAUGGAACAUCAUCAUCCUCCCCAGGAGAGAAGAACAGAUGUUGCUCUAAUGGAAAGGCCACAGUACUUGGAGAGAAAACACUGCAAACUCUCAAUGCACCUUAAUGAUAGAUAUUUCUGCUGUUGUUUCAAAUGUCAGGUGGAUUUUUCACCGAACUAGACAGCCCCUGCAACAGGGCCCUUUUUCUUAGCUGAACUCAGUCAUAAUCUUGGGCCAAAAUCUAAAUGCCAAGUCAAGCCUGCCUGUGGAAAUGAUGAAUUUUAUGGGGUAGAAAAAUCCCUGUUUUUAACCUCAGCCUUGUGAGGCUGCGCAGUCUUUUUAAGGCCAGCAUAUAACA
Molecule: messenger RNA, 1462 nt
Organism: Nothoprocta perdicaria
Lineage: Eukaryota; Metazoa; Chordata; Aves; Tinamiformes; Tinamidae
Gene: CENPL
Product: centromere protein L
Exons: 4
Coding region: 1-990 (329 amino acids)
Source: RefSeq, a predicted model, not a curated record